Messenger RNA from Hippoglossus stenolepis (Pacific halibut), 587 nucleotides. It is a transcript of the gene pcp4a, whose product is annotated as Purkinje cell protein 4a. Lineage: Eukaryota; Metazoa; Chordata; Actinopteri; Pleuronectiformes; Pleuronectidae. Gene Ontology annotation, cellular component: cytoplasm. The transcript is spliced from 4 exons. Gene Ontology annotation, molecular function: calmodulin binding; calcium ion binding. The coding region runs from base 254 to 478 and encodes 74 amino acids. The record is from RefSeq and is a predicted model, not a curated record.
UAUAUCUCACGCUGAACAGAAAGUGGCUGCAAACCAAACACGAGGCAGCUGAGUGGACAAAGGAGGCUGCUGUUCAGAGCAGAGCUGGAGGCGAGCAGAGCCUGAGCCCAUUGGUUUCUACGGAGGCUGUGCGCGCUAUAAAAGCAGCCUGCGCGUGUGCGAGCGCAGCGUCUUGGAGAGGACUGCGCCUUCAGCCGGAGAGGAAGCGCACCACACAUCACCGGACCCACACGAAGACACACGCGGCGCAGCCAUGAGUGAGAGACAAGCAUCUGGAGCAACAACUGGAAACAGCAAACCAUCUGCUGGCCAAGGACCUCAAGGUCAACCAAAGGUUCCAUCUAAACAUGAGAAGAAGAACAACGUGCCGGAGGACUUCGACAUCGACAUGAAGGACCCCGAGACGGAGAAGGCUGCCGUCGCCAUCCAGUCGCAGUUUAGGAAAUUCCAGAAAAAGAAGCAGGAUGUGAAUUCGUAGAGCGAGCGCUGUCCCCUGCGUCCUCACAUAAUUCGGGCCUGGUCUUGCAUGUCAACCAAAACUGCACUGUCAUGAACUGAGAUGGAAGGGUGGUGGGUGGGAUUCCUGA